This is a messenger RNA of Aspergillus pseudonomiae, 1330 nucleotides long. RefSeq lists its product as uncharacterized. Bases 699 to 992 code for a protein of 97 amino acids. The transcript has a single exon. Lineage: Eukaryota; Fungi; Ascomycota; Eurotiomycetes; Eurotiales; Aspergillaceae. The record is from RefSeq and is a predicted model, not a curated record.
GCAAGGAGCAUAUGAUAUUCAAGAUUAUAGAUGGGAUUGGUAAAGAAAGCGGCUACGUUGAUCCACCGGUGGUGAAAAAGAGGGUCGCUCGGAAAAGAAUCCCUUUCUGACUGUCUCAACGACCCGAUCUACAAAGGAAAGUCAGGCGAGAAUAUCAGGUGUUGAGCUUCGUAUCCACAGUAGUAGUCAAUGAAUUUUCCUGCAUGCAGGCUAACCAGGCCGAUCAAAGCCGGCGAUAUGGACAGGACUUGCCGAAUAUAACCUCAAUAUGGGCACCCCUGUGCAGUUAUGAUAUUAUUUUUAAAACCUUGGAAAGAGAAGUUCUUUGUUGACCGAACUCUAUGUUGCCGAGUGGUCGCCGUAUAUUGAAGAGCUAUAUACAUGUAUCGAAACCGAGCUGGUUGUUGAGUUUCCACAACUCUCAGCCUCUUUAUACAGAAAGUUCUCAUUGGUCAAACGAAGAAUCCCGAGAGCUCUAUGGGAAAGCAAGUCAGUGGUAGGGUUUCCUUGCUAGUAUGACGCACAUGCUUCGGUUGUUGUCCGACGACGAUAUCCGGAUCUAGAUUGCGGGGAGAAGAUGCGGUCUAACCAUUGUGGCUUGAAUUCCACCACAAGAGGGAUACUAUACUCGAACAUCCUGUGGCAAGAUUUGGUGAAACAUCUUGGACUUGACGCGUGGGACUGCUAGGAAAUAGCCUAUGAGCGACAAAUCACGCCGCCACCCACUGCAUAAUUAUGGACUAUGGCGAGUGCCCACCGCUAGUAUUGUGUCAUAUUUGAUAGCACUUGACGUGUCGAGGUGUACAGCCCGUUGCGAUCCGUCUUUAAAUAAUGAGGUAUUGUGGAGGCCUACUCUUCUCAGGCCCUUGUCUAUCCCUUACUACAGGGGGAUCAAUAUAGCAACCCUACACUGUAUGUCCCAGACGAUGUACGCUGUAAUGGGGCCGUGCAUAACCACAGAUCGUUCGGAGUCACGAAGCAUCAAACACUAGCGCUGUAGGUUGUAAAAUGCGGUCGAACAGGCCUAUAAUAUCGUGGUAAGGACUCGGAAAUCGACGUUGCAUCGCAUAUGUGCGGUUCUGACUCGGCCGAUAAGGUUUCUUUCAUCGUGUAAAUUGUGUUUUUGUCCCCGUAUUCACAUCCGGCUAAGACUCAUCAAUCUCCUUACUCCCGUUAGGUCCGUAGAGCAGAGCGGUAAUGGCGGCUCCAAGUUGGUGCUGGAUACCAAAAGAUGCGCAUUGGUUAUAUUGAGAUGAAUGAAAGGUUUAUACCGUGGACAAUCAUUAAAUAACAAAGAAAAUAGGGUUAAGAAUAACCGCGGCUAAGCUCU